AUGUUCCGUCGCACAGCAAGACUACUCUCAUCAAGCUCCGCUUUCCGCCCGACAAGAAACGUCAACAUGAAGCAUCAUCUUAUGAUUGGAACGUGGACGCCACCAGGAGCAAUAUUCACAGUGCAGUUCGACGACGAGACUCACGAGCUGAAGUUGAUCAAACGAACGGAAAUCCCAGAGGACCAGCCGAUAUCAUGGAUGACAUUCGAUCAUGCGCGAAAGAACAUCUAUGGAGCCGGCAUGAAGAAAUGGGGUUCCUAUUUUAUGGCGAGCCCAAGUGAAAUAACGCACCAUGCAUCGAUACCCAUGGGUGGACAUCCACGAGCAAACGAUAGCGACACCAAGACCAGAGCCAUUUUUGUCCUCGCCGCAAAGAAAGCACCCUACUACGUCUACGGCAACCCUUUCUACGAUCAUGCUGGCUUCCUCAACGUACACAGCGUUGACUCUGAGGGUAGGCUGGCUGAGAACGUUCAAAAUGCCGAGCUUGACGAGCGGUCCGCUAUUCACGGCAUGGUCUUCGAUCCGCAGGAAGAGUACCUGUACUCCGCCGAUAUGUGGGCGAACAAGAUCUGGACGCAUAAGAAGAAACCCGACGGUACCCUCGAACUCGUCGGCUUUGUCGACGCCCAAGACUCCGGCGACCACCCCCGCUGGGUCGAGAUCUCCCCCUCCGGCGCCUACCUCUACGUCCUCAUGGAAGCCGGCAAUCGUCUCUGCAUCUACGUGAUCGACGAAAAGACCCACCUCCCCGUCUACACUCGCACCUCCUAUCCUCUCAUUCCGCCAAACUUCUCCACUUUCCACCCAAAAAUGUACCGUUCGGACGUCGUCUUCACUUCCCAAUCAGGAGACUACCUCUUCGCCACUUCUCGAAGCAAUUCUCCCAAGCUGACAGGUUAUAUCGCGGCGUUCAAGCUUGGAAAGGAAGGGCAGGUCCAGAGGCAGAUCUGCUUGAAUCCGACGCCAACAAGUGGAGGGCAUAGUAAUGCUGUGAGUCCGUGUCCGUGGACCGAUGAGUGGGUGGCGCUUUGUGAUGAUGAGCAGGGGUGGGUGGAGAUUUAUAGGUGGAAGGAUGAGUUCUUGGGAAGGGUGGCUCAUCUUGAUAUCAAGGAGCCGGGGUUUGGCAUGAAUGCGAUUUGGUAUGAUUGA
Molecule: messenger RNA, 1152 nt
Organism: Fulvia fulva
Lineage: Eukaryota; Fungi; Ascomycota; Dothideomycetes; Mycosphaerellales; Mycosphaerellaceae
Product: Carboxy-cis,cis-muconate cyclase
Exons: 5
Coding region: 1-1152 (383 amino acids)
Molecular function (GO): 6-phosphogluconolactonase activity; protein binding
Source: RefSeq, a predicted model, not a curated record